ACAAAUGACGACUCCUGGUCACCAUCCAUGCUAGUGAGUCAUACAUGAUUUGACUGCCUAAGAGAAUACGUCAUCUGGACGAAAUCGAACCUGUAUGCCACCCUCUAGCACGUAUGAACCCUUCGAUGCCAGCGCGCCAUCUUUUACUGAUUCAACGAUCUCAAGUUUCGGUUCCCAGUCCUCCAUGUAUUCUCUACAACAGAAGCUCAACCCUCAAGAUCUCCUGGGCGGGUCAGUUGAUGGAGUGGGCACUCUCGGCACCUCUUUAUGGAGAAAGUCCUUGAAACGCUUCAUUGAGGAUGAGGAUGAGGAGGAGGAUGAGGAGGGGGAGGAGGAGGAGGGAGAGGAGGAGGUCCAUCCAUGGAACACAAGCCAACAGCAGGGUGCAACUCUUGAGACUCCAUUCCUCAGAUUAUGGGACGAACAUUCCGGAAGUCAGCCCAAAGACAACCAUAUGAAAGCAAGAGCAACACGGCAACGUCUUAACACCAGAGCCUCCCGUAAGGAAUCUUUGUCUCUACAUCUGAAGCACGAUACACGGACACCAACUCCUUACAUCUCAUUUACAGUCUCACCAUCGGCAAUACGUGGUCUAGCCCCAAGAAGAACUGAAAAACGAGGGCCACAAAAGCUGAUUGUUGUCGAUCCAAUCGCUCGCAAGAGAAAUCGAAUGCCUUUUCUGCACGUCCUCGAUGAAAUGGACUAUUAUGAUAUACCCGACCCUUAUAAUCAGCGUAACCGUUACUAUCGAGACCAUUACAUAUGUCUCUGGGAGGUUACCCCUGACGAGGUCGUUGGGCAGUGGGAUUAUGAUGACCUCUUGAGCACUAGUGAGGAUUGGUACGAGGACAUUAUUCUGCCUGCUGUUGAGAAUUUCAGGCAAAAGACUACAGCCUCAGAUGCUGAGGAGCUGGCUAAUCUGCUUGGAGGAGUUUCAUUGGCGAACAAACCCAAGGCUCUCCAAUCUUCUAGCAAACCCAACAAGGCUGUAUCGGUCGAGAGUGCUGCUUUGAACGAUCAUGUGUCUAAAAAGGGGGCAGUUCUAGGUUCUGCUUCUGAGAAAGCUUCAACAAGAAAUGCAACGACAGGCAAGGCUAGGCCAAAGAAAGCUACACCGAAAGAGCCUUCGUCAAGCGAGACAGUUUCAGACAAACAUAAGCCAAAGAUCAAGCCAGUGAGACUCGCGUUCAUCGAAGAUGAAUAAAUUGGAUCUCCUUUUACGGGGACCAUCUCAGAUGAAGAAACGCUAGGGAAGUAUGCUUCAAACGACUCUAACGACCAGUGACGGAGUCCCACGCAGUGGACAGUGCUAUGGAAAGCUUGAAUAUGACUGUGAUCGAGUUUCCUCUUAUACAGGCAACGGGAUAUUGCAGUUAGCCCAGUCGAAGGAUAACUAGAGAGCUGGACUCUUGAUUUCUUUUUUUCUUACACAUGUAGCUACUCUGAAAGAAUAUCGAUGCUCUACUCAUCCUAUGCUGAAGUCGCAAUGCGCUAAUGAAAGC
Molecule: messenger RNA, 1502 nt
Organism: Pseudovirgaria hyperparasitica
Lineage: Eukaryota; Fungi; Ascomycota; Dothideomycetes; Acrospermales; Acrospermaceae
Exons: 2
Coding region: 95-1204 (369 amino acids)
Source: RefSeq, a predicted model, not a curated record